GCAGCGGCCGAGGCCAAAGGACCUGCCGCGGCUGGGUGGCCGGAGAGGGAGGGCCCCACUGUCGUCGCCGCCCGGCCAGUGCCGGUGAGAUCAGCCCAGAGAAGUGAUGGGACUGGCCCCAGGUCUCCCACCCAGCCGGAUGGCGCAGAGGCCCCGGGUGUUGGCGGAUGGUGAUGGUGGCUGUCCCUCUCGAGUCUGAAGGACAGAGCCCCUGGACUCCCAGGAUCCCUGCCAGGAGGAGGAGGAGACAGCCAUCUGCUGGGGCCUGAGCGUGGCUGGGGGACAGGCCGUUGGUCCCAGAAUGCCCCUGCCCGAGCCUGGUGAGCAGGAGGCUGAGAGCGUGAAGGCCGGCCAGGAGCCGUCCCCUGAGCCUCCUGAGCCGGGCACAGAUGUCGUCCCCGCAGCCCCCACGAAGCCCAAGGAGUUCUCCAAACUGGUCCUGCUGACGGCCUCCUCAGAGAACAAGGAUGGGGGGAACUCCCAGCCCAAAGGAGUGCCUUGCGCCAUGUCCCUGGAGAUGUCUGGCCCUGACACCCUGGUCAGGACCCCCCAGAUCCUGCCGUCAGAGGAGCAGGGGGCGGCAGUCCAGCCAAGCCCCCCAACCUCUGAGCAGAAAUGCAGCAAGCCAGACACAGCCCCCAAGCCCCUGGAGUUCCUGAGGACCCCAUUUGGGGGCCGCCUCCUGGUGCUCGAGUCCUUCCUGUACAAGCAGGAGAAGGCUGUGGGUGACAAGGUCUACUGGAAGUGCCGCGAGCACGCCGAGCUGGGCUGCAGGGGCCGGGCCAUCACUCGCGGGCCUCGGGCCACGGUGAUGCGGGACCACUGCCACCCGCCCGACGAGGAGGGCCUGGAGGCCCGGCGCCAGAGACGGAAGCUGCCCAGCCCAACCCUGCCCGAAGGCCUGGGGGGUCCCGAGGGCCCCGGAGGCCGAGUGGAGGAGCCGCUGGAGGGGGUGGGCGCGUGGCUGUGCCGCGAGGACCCGGAGCCCGACCCUGGGCUGGUGCUGAGCAAGCCGGCCCCGGAGGAGGAGGGGAUGCGAGCCCUGCGGCUGCUGAGCUUGCCCCCCAAGAAACGCCCGGCGCUGGGGACUGGAGAGCCCCAGGCCCUGGAGUUCCUGAGGACAUGCUACGGGGGCAGCUUCCUGGUGCACGAGUCUUUCCUCUACAAGCGGGAGAAGGCUGUGGGGGACAAGGUGUACUGGACGUGCCGGGACCAUGCGCUGCACGGCUGCCGCAGCCGCGCCAUCACCCAGGGCCAGCGGGUGACUGUGAUGCGUGGCCACUGCCACACGCCCGACGUGGAGGGCCUAAAGGCCCGGCGGCAGCAGGAGAAGGCCACGGAGACGCUGCAGGCCAGGCCCGGUGGCCCCGGGGGCCAAGCAGACACACCGUUCCAAGGUGUGGACAGCCUGUUCUACCGCAGGGGGACUGGCACCCUGACACUCACCAGGCCAUGGCCCAGAAAGCGCGUCAAGGUCAAAGAUCAGGGCCUGCCGGCCCAGCCCAAAGCCCUGCAGGGAGCCCCUGAGGACCAGGAUGAGGACCCGGGCGGCCCUGAGUUCCUGAGGACCCCUCUGGGGGGCAGCUUCCUGGUGCACGAGUCCUUCCUCUACCGGCGGGAGAAGGCGGCCGGGGAGAAGGUGUACUGGACGUGCCGGGACCAGGCCCGCAUGGGCUGCCGCAGCCGCGCCAUCACCCAGGGCCAGCGGGUGACCGUGAUGCGUGGCCACUGCCACCCGCCCGACCUGGGGGGCCUGGAGGCUCUGAGGCAGCGGGAGAAACACCCGGGCUCGGCCCAGCGGGGGAGCCCAGGAGACCCUGAGUUCCUGAGGACCCCUCUGGGGGGCAGCUUCCUGGUGCACGAGUCCUUCCUCUACCGGCGGGAGAAGGCAGCCGGGGAGAAGGUGUACUGGACGUGCCGAGACCAGGCCCGCAUGGGCUGCCGCAGCCGCGCCAUCACCCAGGGCCAGCGGGUCAUGGUGAUGCGCAGGCACUGCCACCCGCCCGACCUGGGGGGCCUGGAGGCCCUGAGGCAGCGGGAGCAGCUCCCCAGCCAGGCCCAGAGGGAGGACUCAGGGACCCUCCAGCCUCUGGAGUUCCUGAGGACUUCCCUCGGGGGCAGGUUCCUGGUGCAUGAGUCCUUCCUCUAUCGGAAGGAGAAGGCGGCUGGGGAGAAGGUAUACUGGAUGUGCCGGGACCAGGCCCGCCUGGGCUGCCGCAGCCGGGCCAUCACCCAGGGCCAGCGGGUGACCGUGAUGCGCAGCCACUGCCACCCGCCCGACCUGCUGGGUCUGGAGGCCCUGAGGCAGCGGGAGCGGCUCCCCAGUGCGGCCCAGCAGGAAGACCCAGAGAAAAUAAAACUUCUGCCUGAAGUUCAACUGUGCCUCAAGACUUGUUCUCCUGAAAGCCAGCAGAUUUAUGGGAAGGUCAAAGAUGUAAAACUUGACAGCAAGUCCCAGUGAGGCCAAUCUCCUCCCCGAUUCGAGCAGAGGAACCUCACGUGUUGCCAGCAUCAAGGAUGCUCCGCGUCCACAUGGGACCCCGGCAUUUCCCACCCGGUGAGAGUUUGCUUGACUAAAACUCUUUCACUCUUCCAAAGCAUCAAUGGCCUUCACUUUCCUCAAGAGGUGUUCCAGGAGGAAUACUUUGAUGGUGUCUUUGUGCGGGCAAAGAAGAGUGCCAGGAGCUGGCGGCUUGCAGGUGUGCGUGACGUGGGGAACGCUCCGGCCUCCGAAGAUCUGAAGAAGCAUCUUUUGUCAGACACCUCUUCCCUGCUCUGCCGCUCCAAGCCGCAAACACCCAUGGGUUUUCAGAGCACGCGACUUUGCCAAGGACUUUCCCCUGGUGUGGCUCUGCUUCGUCCAGGGCACAUUUGGGGGAGUUCCUGCUUCUUCAAGCUGAGUUGAGCUGCCCUGCGGAGCGCCAGCCACCCCAGGUUUUUUCUGGGCAGGUGCCAUGUGGGCCUUCAUGCUCUUGGCCCUCUGCUGCCAGGCUACAGCCGUCCCCCACCGUAACAGAGCAGGCCAAACCAGAAGUCUCACUACACCCUUUCUCGGACUUUCUUUCCUUUGCUGUUUCCAACUUAAAUUAAACCCAGCGUCCCCAUGGCAGGCGUCGUUCUUGGCAGUGGGAGCCAGCCCGGAUGUCCGCAGGAAGGCCAGACACUUACCUGGCUGAGGCCAGCGGUGUCCCGGGUCGCCCACGUUUGUCUGAUGCAGGAGGAGAGGCAGACCCGGGUGGCAGCAGAGGCACAUGCCCUCUCCCGUCCAGUAGUGUGGCAGAGAGCUGGCCUAGCAGGUCCAAGAAGAAGCAGGCCGACGUCCCCCGGGAACUCCAGAGGCUGCUGCUUGCUAACAAGGCUGUGUCCUCGACAGUGAUGUCCCUUGCCCCAUCCUAUAAUCGCAGGGGGAGCACACAGCAGCAGGCUGCCUCUCUCCUGGCAAGCUGGCCACAGAGCCUGCCGUCCAGCUAUGGGACAGUGACAGCUCAAGUGCCCCCCCAUCCCUCUGCUUAUUCAUUUCCCCAGUAAACCCUAUUUUAUACCUCACCGUGUAGAGCUGCUGUGUGUGUCCACAUCGCCUUUGCAACCACUGUCCACCACCAGGAAGCCAUACACUCCACGUGUCUCAGUGCCAUGGGGUUGGAAGCGACAGAAUUUGGUUGGGGAAACCCCUGGGAGACCCCCACACCUGGGGUAGUCAGGCCACCUGGCCCCGAUGUGAGCUGGACCAAGAGCUGGUGGGGGGCCUCGAGAGGGGUUGCUGAGGCCUCUGCUCCAAGCCCACAGGGGGCAGUGU
Diceros bicornis minor is the source of this 3796-nucleotide messenger RNA. RefSeq names its product FLYWCH-type zinc finger 1 (gene FLYWCH1). The record is from RefSeq and is a predicted model, not a curated record. NCBI's taxonomy places the organism in Eukaryota, Metazoa, Chordata, Mammalia, Perissodactyla, Rhinocerotidae. Bases 302 to 2461 code for a protein of 719 amino acids. The transcript has 10 exons.